Molecule: messenger RNA, 1592 nt
Organism: Cydia pomonella (codling moth)
Lineage: Eukaryota; Metazoa; Arthropoda; Insecta; Lepidoptera; Tortricidae
Exons: 1
Coding region: 111-1199 (362 amino acids)
Source: RefSeq, a predicted model, not a curated record
CAUAAAAAAGUAAAAUGUCAAAUUUUAGUGUGUGAUGUUUGUGUCAUUUUCACUUUUAGAUAAAUAUUUAUUUUUAUUUUGAUUACGGAUAAAAUAUACUACAUACCAAAAUGGUAACAAAUAGGAAACAAAAAAGCAAUGAGUCGAAGACAAGACCUUUAGGAUUUGGGACUUCAGUCCCACGGUUUGGCAAACUGACUCUACAUCCCAACCUAGACCCCAGCGGACAGUUCAAGCUGCAAGAGGAGGCCUACGAUCCGUGCCGCUACCACCCUAUUCCCAUCCACGAGAUAUUCGUCGUAAACAAGAACAGAGCCGAACCCAAAGACCCAUGGCGCUUCAAAGCCGAAAUGGAAGAUUGGUGCAAAAACCUGGGCUAUAGAAACCAGAAAAUUCUGCAAUACCGUCGCUGGAUGCAAUCCGUGGGUGGGCCGGCAUGGUGCCAACCUCAAGACUUGCCCAAAUAUGAAGCUGCCUGCAAAAACGUAGGCUUUGGCAGAGCCCCGCGCUUUAUACCAAAAAAAUGCUUCAUCCCUCCUCCAGGCAUGUACUUCAAAGCCACUCCCUACAAAGCCCCUUACGGCCCUCAUUCUACUUUGCCCUCCUUUGAAUAUGGAGAGCCCUGUCGAUUCCCUGAUCGAACUCCCAAUUGGAGCCUUGCUCCUAAUCGUUACACUAUCGUCGACAAGGAUAGCAUCGAACAGAAAUCCAAAAAGCUCGUCUCGCUUCGGGGUCCAUACGAUCUCUCCACAGGGCCGAGGGAUGCCAGUACCAUAAUAAGUCAGUUUAAUGGACGCAAAUAUCCAGCCGCGACGUGGCCAAUCGCUUUGCCAGGAAGUUUCGAAAAGUUUAAGAAGACGAGAUUAGGUGUGAUGAAUAAAACAGGGAGAGAUAAAUCAUACAAAGGGCGGAACGCUUUGGUCGAUAUCGCAAUGGCACCGCGGAGACCGAGCGACCCAGGACCAUUAGACACGAAUGUCGAUAAGCCUAAAGUGUUUAAGCAGAACAAGCGUGGAUUCAACAGUUCUUACGACCGCCCGCCUGGAUAUAAGCGUACCAUCGUGUGGCCCGGCGUAGGCCGAUACCGGGCUCAACCGAUUAGCUGUGGUCUCAUAGGCCAUGGUCACAAACAUGUGUUCCUGAGCAAGCAACAACGCACCAUUGGCUGUUAUUUACCGGAGCCUAUGAACACUUUCUAAAAGUAGGCACAUUUAGAAUCUACAUCUACAGGUCUACCAACCUCUACUUACCCGAGUUGUUGGUCCGUGUGUAGUCAGUGUCAAAUAGUGACGGAAAAAGUGGCCAAAUACAUCGUUACCUUUGUUACUAUAAAAAUAAGGAUGUGUUCCAAUUCCAAUAUAUUUAGCCACUACCUAUUUAAUACUACUGUGUAUAAUAAAUAGUGAUCCUGAACCGACUAAAUCAUCCAUAUACCAGAGGCGAACAGUAGGUACGCCGCCCACAAUUAUUUAAAGUGUCUAAUUUCGCAACCUGGCAUUUUAGUAAACAGUCGUAGUACUCUGAGCUCCGAGCACUAUUAGAUACAUUUAUGAAUACAUAUUUACAUAAUUAAAUAAAUAUAUCGAAUGAAA